Molecule: messenger RNA, 1494 nt
Organism: Plasmodium yoelii
Lineage: Eukaryota; Apicomplexa; Aconoidasida; Haemosporida; Plasmodiidae
Product: apicomplexan amino acid transporter ApiAT4, putative
Exons: 1
Coding region: 1-1494 (497 amino acids)
Biological process (GO): transmembrane transport
Molecular function (GO): transmembrane transporter activity
Source: RefSeq, a predicted model, not a curated record
AUGAAGGGAUAUGACAUGCCAUCGUCAUUAGAUGAACUUUUAAGUAAAGAUGAGAUAAGGGAAUCAUCAAAACAAAGUACACCAUUUAACAUAAAUAGGAAUGUUGUGUUAUUUAUAUAUUUUAUGUUAAUUGUAUUAACAAACCGUUUGUUUUUUGGAUGGCCAAAUUUAUCGAACUUAUUAUUUAGAGAUGAUGCAUAUAUAUGGAAAUGCCCCAAAAAUUCAAAUGGGACAUAUGAUAGAUCUCCUGAUAAAAGAUAUGUAUGUGAAGAUCAAGAUAAAGCAGUUCAAACAAUUUUUAUAUUUGGAUCAUCUGCAUAUUUUGCAUUUUCUUUUUUCAAUGGAUUAAUAGUUGAUUACUUAGGUUCUAGACUUAGUGUAUUAUUAGGCCAUAUAUUAAAUUUACUUGGAUGGAUAAUAUUAGUUAUGUCAGGAGAAAAUUUUGAUGGAUAUGUUGUAGGUGGUGUGUUUAUGGCUGCAAGCAUUGAUUUAGCAUCAUUUUCAACAUUAAAUGUAUCAGGUUUAUUUCCAGGAAAUGAAAAUUUAAUAGUUAAUAUAAUAUCAGGUGCUGGAUCUUUAUCACCAGGAGUCAUGACAAUUUUAGAUAUCAUUAUAACCAGCUUUGAUUUUAAUUUCCGAUCAUUUAUGUUAUGUUAUAUGUGUAUAAGUGUUGGCUUUUUUUUUAUUUUGUCAAUAUUCUUUUUCCCCAAAUCUCGAUAUUAUAGGCAAUAUGAGUUUGAUAAUUAUUAUAGCACAAAAGAAUUUGCUUUAAAAAAUAGUCUUGAAAAUGGCAAUUAUGAUUCAGAUAAAAAUAAAAAAAUAACCAGUAGUAAAAAUACAUCAAAAAGCCUUGAGUUAGAGAAUAAUAAAAAAUGUGGAUUUUUUAAGUCAAAAUAUUUCAAAGAUUUAAUAAAUAUAUUUACCUGUGCUCAUUUCUUAUGUUUAUGGAUAUAUGGUCCUUUAAAUGCAAUAUAUAACACAUUUUAUUAUAGUGUUGUUGAAAAUAUAUUAUCAAAAGAGAAAAAUGAUUUACUUGGAUAUAUCUUACCAUUUUCUGUGAUCCCAUGUAUUAUAUUAGGAAAUUUAUCAGAUAAAUUUGGCGUAAUGAUUAUCAUAAUAUAUGAAUUAACAUUUGCUUUAUUUAUGUAUGGAUUCAGUUUUUUAAAAUCAAAUUAUGCACACUGGGCUUCAGUUAUUUCAAAUGUUUUAUAUUCAGCAUGUGCAAAUGGGCAGAUAUGGACAUUUAUAUCAUAUACAUUUAGUUCAAAAUACCAUUCAACAUUAAUUGGAUUAUUAAAUUUUGUUUGUGGUAUUGUAUCAUUUGUUCGUAUUUUAUUGCUUGAAUGGGCUAAAAGUGUAAAUUACGAUUUUACUUAUAUUAAUUUACUUAUUGUAGGAUUUAUUUUUAUUAAUGUAGUGAUAGCAAGUAUCCUUGGUUUUAUUAUAAAAGUGAAAGGAAACAAAGUUCAAUACGGAGAUGAAGAUGUUAAUUAA